ACCAAACUAAACAAAACUAAUAUUUAAGUUCGAUUAAGAAUUAGCCUCUGCGGUCGGACAUUUUGCAUAAGUCCAGACGAAUACUCCGGUCAAAAUCAAAAUAUUUUUGUUGUUGAAGUGGGUUUGAUUAUGGAUAGAGUAUACCAUUUAGUAGAAGAAAAGGCAGUAGUGAUAUUUAGUAGGAGUUCAUGUUGUAUGUCUCAUUCAAUGAAACAACUUAUAAGUAGCUAUGGAGCAAAUCCAACAGUUUAUGAGCUUGAUCAAACUCCAAAUGGAGAUGAGAUUGAUAUGGCAUUACAAAUACUAGGGCAAUCUCCCUCUAUUCCUGCCCUCUUUAUAGGCCAGAGAUACAUUGGUGGUGCUAAAGAACUUAUUACCCUACAAGUUCAAGGAAAAUUGGUGCCCUUGCUAAGGGAAGCUAAGGCCAUUUGGGUUUGAAUUUUGGGGUAUACAUAACAUCAUCAUCAUAUGAUUUCUACAAUUAAUUCCCCCCUUUUUUUAAUCGGGUAAAAAUAGAAAAUCUCUUAAAAAAAAAACUAAUUCUCUAUAUAGGCACGCAGUCAUAAUCGAAUCUAUAUU
Molecule: messenger RNA, 579 nt
Organism: Amaranthus tricolor (Joseph's coat)
Lineage: Eukaryota; Viridiplantae; Streptophyta; Magnoliopsida; Caryophyllales; Amaranthaceae
Product: monothiol glutaredoxin-S1-like
Exons: 1
Coding region: 130-438 (102 amino acids)
Source: RefSeq, a predicted model, not a curated record